Verticillium dahliae VdLs.17 is the source of this 1262-nucleotide messenger RNA. Its product is annotated as ADP-ribosylation factor. Gene Ontology annotation, biological process: vesicle-mediated transport; intracellular protein transport. Bases 152 to 703 code for a protein of 183 amino acids. Gene Ontology annotation, cellular component: cytoplasm; plasma membrane. The transcript has 5 exons. The record is from RefSeq and is a predicted model, not a curated record. Gene Ontology annotation, molecular function: GTPase activity; GTP binding. NCBI's taxonomy places the organism in Eukaryota, Fungi, Ascomycota, Sordariomycetes, Glomerellales, Plectosphaerellaceae.
GUCCUUUCUUCACCGACACCGACACGUCAACAUCCCACGAUAAGCUCCAUUGAGCCCCCAAGACUCUGUCCCGUCGGAGCCCAUUUGCGAAUUAUCCCUAUCCAUCCUCGCCUCGUCAUACUCAGCCGUCGCCGACGCACACAUCGCCAUCAUGGGUCUCGCGUUUUCUAAGAUCUUCGACAAGCUCUGGGGGAAGAAGGAGAUGAGAAUUCUGAUGGUCGGACUCGACGCCGCCGGAAAGACCACUAUCCUCUACAAGCUUAAGCUCGGCGAGAUUGUCACGACUAUCCCUACCAUCGGAUUCAACGUCGAGACUGUCGAGUACAAGAACAUUCAGUUCACCGUGUGGGAUGUCGGUGGUCAGGACAAGAUCCGUCCUCUGUGGAGGCACUACUUCCAGAACACCCAGGGCAUCAUCUUCGUCGUCGACUCGAACGAUCGCGACCGUAUCGUCGAGGCUCGCGAGGAGCUCCAGCGCAUGCUGAACGAGGAUGAGCUUCGUGACGCCAUCCUUCUGGUCUUUGCCAACAAGCAGGAUCUUCCUAACGCCAUGAACGCUGCCGAGAUCACAGACAAGCUCGGCCUUCACAGCCUGAGACAACGCGCCUGGUACAUCCAGUCUACCUGCGCCACGUCUGGAGAUGGUCUUUACGAGGGUCUCGAGUGGCUCGCCACCACCCUGCGGAAGGCUGGUCACCAGUAGAUUUUCUACCCUUACCACCCCACGCAGUCAAGAAAAAGAGCCGCAUGAAAGCCUCUAGCACGCUCGCCCCUCGGCCCAUGAAAACAACCCCCUCCACCUCUCUCCGUGGCUCCGGAUGUUCUUUGUUUGCAAAGUUAUCAGUCACAACGCAGUCGAAUAGUCCAUAAACCAUCGAUCGCAUUUCUUCCUCUAAGGCUGUUUCGCUUCCGUUCGGUUCUUUCGUGGCGGUUACGCGGCCUUGCCCUCUCUCUCUGUCUCUCUGUUCCGUAAGCUGGUUGAUGCCAGUUAAUGCCCUCCCAUCCCCCCCUUUUCUCCUCGCCAGGUCGACAGCCUCAGAGGAAGAGAGGGCGGGCGGGCCACUCGUCAUUUUCUCCGCUUCUGAAAACGAAAAAACAUCAAAAGGUCGCACAGCUCGCGCACGCGCACGCUCACGCUCGCAUUCGCAUUUCUGGGUCUCGAUCUGGACGAUUGGGAGGGGGGGAGGCGUUUCUUUCAGGGCGGGGAUUUUCUGUACUGUCUUGUUCAGGCGUCCGUCCCAGAAACUGUUGCUUUUUAUUUU